AUGUUCAAACUUCUUCGAGAGUCCCUUUUAAUAUUCGGGUCCCUUUUGAGUUGGUUUAUCACCUGCCCACACCGAAGGGGUUUCUGGCGUAGGUGUCUUUUCUUGGAGUUGGAACUGCGCUGUAGUGUUGGCGCUGCGACAACACCAGUUGGAAAAACCGACCGUUCUUCUAUCGGUCUUAAACAUAUCUUUUUUCUCCAUCUAUUCAUCAAUUCCUCUCUCUUUCUCUCGCCCUCACAGGCAUCUUUUUAUACAGGGCACGACAGAAAUACCUCCCACUCUGUGAUAUCUAUCUAUCUAUCUAUCUAUCUAUCUAUCUAUCUAUCUUAUCUGUUACAUCUAUCUAUCUAUCUAUCUAUCUAUCACUGUCUGUUUUUUUCUGACUGUCUUUCUUUGAAUUUUCUUAGCUUGUUCUAUCUAUCUAUCUAUCUAUCUAUCUAUCUAUCUAUCUAUCUAUCUAUCUAUCUCAGUUUAGAGUUUUCAUUGUUUAAAGUCUGUUAUUUUAUCCAUCUUUCUAAUGAGGGAAUCUUUGUCUGUUCUUUCUUUUUUCUUUCUUUCUAUCUAUCUAUCUAUUUAUCUAUCUAUCUUAGCCUGUUAAUUUCUUGGCCGUCUUUCUUUCUUUCUUUCUUUCUUUUUCACUCUAGAAUCUAUCUAUCUAUCUAUCUAUCUAUCUAUCUAUCUGUUGUGGACAUACCAACACUAUCUAUCUAUCUAUCUAUCUAUCUAUCUAUCUAUGCCUGUUCGUAUCUAUCUAUCUAUCUAUCUAUCUAUCUAUCUAUCUAUCUAUCUAUUAACUACUAA
Acanthosepion pharaonis is the source of this 801-nucleotide messenger RNA. The record is from the annotation of a GenBank genome assembly. Lineage: Eukaryota; Metazoa; Mollusca; Cephalopoda; Sepiida; Sepiidae.